Messenger RNA from Chara braunii, 1410 nucleotides. The record is from the annotation of a GenBank genome assembly. Lineage: Eukaryota; Viridiplantae; Streptophyta; Charophyceae; Charales; Characeae.
UCGGGCGAGAGAACGGCUGCAGCAAGGCUGGGGCAGUUCAUUGUAUGGUGUUGCUGUUGUUUUUGCCUUUCCAUCUCCUGCUGCCAGUAUAUCUGCAGGUGCUGUUGUUGCUGUUGGCAAUGCAUGAUAACUUCCUGCUGACAGCACAGUUGUUGUCGUCACUGAAGGUGCAGAUGCUGCAAAAUUUGUUGUUGGUACAAUACUCUCUGUUGAUGUUGGUGGUUGUGGUACUGCGCCAACUGUCUGCUGUUGAAUCUGUUGUUGUUGCUGUUGUACUGCUUGGGCUUGGCCGUGGUAUAGAUGAGGCASUGCGUGCUGCUGUUGGGGUUGUUGUGCARAMAAUUGUUGUGCCARUUGUCGUUCGUGCUCUGCCAUCUGCAGCUGUUGGUGUGGUAGCUGAUGAUGAACCAUCUGUUGCUGUGCCARCAGUUGUUGCUGCAGKUGUUGCUCUGCCYGCCCUUGCUCGGCUACCUAUUUGUGCUGUUGUAGUGUCGGUUGUUGCUCGAGCUGACCAUGUGCAACUUCAGACAACUGUUGCGACAACUGUUGUUGUGCUAUCUGUUGCUGCUGCAGGAGUUCCUCUGCCAGCCCUUGCUCUACCACAUGUUUGUACUAUUGUUGUUGUUGUUGUUGUUGUUGUUGUGCCACCUGCCGCUGUUACGGUGGCAUCUGUUGCUGCAUCGUCAGUUGCUGUGCCAACUUUUGCUGUUCCAGGUGUUGGACCGCCAACCCUUGCUCCAUCACCUGAUUGUGCAGUCGUAGCAACGGUUGUUGCUCCAGCUGGUUGUGUACGUCUUGUGUCAGCUGAUGUUGUGUCAGCUGCUGCUGCACCUCCUGUUGCUAUGCCAGCUGUUGCUGCUCCAUGUGUCUGUCCGCUUGCCCUUGUUUCGCCACCUGUUUGUGCAGUUGUAGCAUCCAUUGAUGCUCCAGCUGGCUAUGUACACUUAUUAGCAGCUAUUGUUGUGGUGGUAGCUUUUGUGGUGGCAACUGUUGUUGCAUCAGCUGCAUCGGUUGAUGCUCCAGCUGGCUAUGUUCAGUUAGUAGCACUGCCAGCUAUUUUUGUGGUAGUUGUUGUGGUGUCAGCUGUCGUUGCAUCAGCUGUUGCURAAKCAGGUUUUGCUCSACAAGCUCUUGCUCUGCCCCCUGUUUGUGUUGCUGUUGAGGUGGCGGCARACAUUGCUCCACCAGUCCUAGGUCUGUYCUCUCUUUGUGCAAAUGUUGUAGSAGYAGCKGCUGCUCCAGCUGACAAUGYUCAUUUUGAGCUUGCGUACGCUGUUGCUGCGUCAGGUGCUGUUGUGACAGCAGUUGCUGAUGAGGAUGCUGUUGUUGUUGAGCAGUACGAACUACCUCGUCAUGUUCGAGCUCCAGCAACCGAACCCGYGCCGGAUCGUGCUGUGGCCGUSUGGGCAG